Messenger RNA from Funneliformis geosporum, 268 nucleotides. The record is from the annotation of a GenBank genome assembly. NCBI's taxonomy places the organism in Eukaryota, Fungi, Glomeromycota, Glomeromycetes, Glomerales, Glomeraceae.
GGGCUUUCAUGCUCGAGAAGUGGAUAAUGAAGGUUUAUCUGCAAUCGCAAAUUCAUGCCAUAAAUUAGAAAGUUUAAAUAUUUCUGGUUGUACAGAGUUUUCUGAAGUAUCAAUUUGUAAUGUUAUUCGUUCUUGCCCAAGGCUCCGGCAACUUGAUCUUUGCUUUUGUGAAAUUACUGAUAUAACUAUCGAAAAAAUUGCUAGAUUGUGUCUUAAUUUAAAAUAUCUUAAGCUGGAGGGGUGUUAUAAAAUUAGCAAAAAACAGUAG